Molecule: messenger RNA, 1099 nt
Organism: Papilio machaon (common yellow swallowtail)
Lineage: Eukaryota; Metazoa; Arthropoda; Insecta; Lepidoptera; Papilionidae
Exons: 7
Coding region: 218-1012 (264 amino acids)
Source: RefSeq, a predicted model, not a curated record
UAAACUAGGAAAACAUUAUGCGCGACAUUUUUUAAAAUAAGGUAGAAAUAAAAUACAUCGAACUUGCACUUAGAACUGAAACUGACUUAACAACUUAUCAUUGAAAGGUGAUUCUAAUAAUUUUCGUAUACACAUAACGUACAAAGGCGAGUAAACGACAGCGGCUUUUGAUUUUGAUUUGAUUGACGUAACGCAAUCGCUCGCCAUUGUAUUACAGAUGCGUUCUGUUCCCACGAUUUUGCUUAUGAAAGUUUUAUUCUUUUUUAAAAUGCAAUUUUUUGCAAUAAUAUACUUAACGUAUUUAAUAGUACCAGGGAUAUACACCGAAGAUGUCAGUUAUCAAGCAUGUGUGGAUAAAUAUUCUAGAAAAGGGUAUCAGCCCUGGCAGGAAUGGUCCGAUCAUUACACAUGCCAUCGCUACAGAUGUGAAAUUAGAGACGGGAAAUAUUUCAUUGCAGCUGUUGGGUGCCGAAAACCAAAAAUUCCAGAAAAUGCUUUAGAAUGUCACGAAUACAUUGAAGAUGAAAACGUUGAGUUCCCAACUUGUUGCGCAAGAUUGCGAUGUGUUGUUGAAGUGAACGGUGAAAGAAUAGUGCAGACCAGAGGACAACCAGGGGAACUGUUCCCUGACAAACCUUGGAAGGGCCAGCAGAACGAACCCAACCCGGCGGUAGUGGGCAUGGGCAGUAUUCAACAGAACACGGUGGGCGGCGAGGCGCAGCCGCAGUCCGCACCUGGGAUAUUCAACAGCAGAGGCGCAGGCAAGCAAACGGAUGGCAACGAUAUUAACGGACGUCGCUUCGUGGACCCCUACCCCAGUCAGCAGAUGCAAGAAAACCCACGAAGGAAGAGAUCAACUGUGUACCCGAUAUUCGAUAAAAACAUGGUACGGGAAUCAAACGCAUACCAACCGCAACAAGUUAAAUUACACGGAUAUUCCGCAGAAAAAUACACAUCCUAUUUCACGAAUAAUAUAAAAACCCUAUCUAAUUCGAAACAUCUCUUCAAUUAAAAUUAAUAUGUUUUCGUUAAUAUUGACUUAGUGGGAGUACAUGCGAUAUCAAAGAAUAAUUUCGACUAUAUAAUAUAUACGACUAAC